AUGCCAUGUUUCAUCGGAGGGAAUAUAAUCCAUGAAGGUGAACUACACUUGUUUUCUAUUUCACUUCUAUUAGAUAUUAACAAUAACACUGUAUUAAUGGAAAAAGUACGCCAAAUUACUUUAUGUGAUCCACAAUCUCCGUAUACACUCAAAUUAUUUCUCUUUCUUCAAUCUAACUGUCCCAGAUUGCGGGAACUAUGGUUUUAUGGUUUUACGCAUUUGAAUGAUCAUGUUUUGCCGACGAAUAUUCAAUUAUCCAAGAUAAAAAUGUUGUUAAUUGCUUAUGAUGAAACAUGUCAAUAUAAAUCAGUUAGACGUUUACUUUUAUUAUUACCCAACUUAAAAGUAUUAGCUAUUACUCACCAGUUGUUAUUAACGAUAUUCAAUGACAUAUGUCAAGACCAACAUAUACGAGAUACAAGAUGCAAACAAGUCUAUGAAUUGAUUUUAGGUUAUUAUGAUUAUCAAAAUCAAAUGAAAAAUGAGGAAGACGAAGUUAGACGUAUAUUUCCUAAUUUAAAAGUGUUUGACUGUUGUCUUGAAUAA
Messenger RNA from Didymodactylos carnosus, 546 nucleotides. NCBI's taxonomy places the organism in Eukaryota, Metazoa, Rotifera, Eurotatoria, Philodinida, Philodinidae. The record is from the annotation of a GenBank genome assembly.